AUGCUUUUCGCGCAUGCGCAUGCCGCCUCGCACCGCCCACUCCGGAGCAGGCGCAUUAGCGCUAGCCGCCUCCAUCCGGGACGUGCGGGCGAGGGCGUUUGCCGCCCGGCCUUGAGACAUGCGUACUUGCGCGCGCCCCGCCCAGCCCGGACGUGCCGGCCCGCACGCAGGCGCGCUCCCCUUGGCCGAGCCCGCCUUCCCCGCGCGGAGGCGGGGCUGCGGCGCCAGUCCCAGUGGAUUCUUAGUCCCAGACCAAGGCGGUCCCCAUGGCUAGCUGGGCAGGGCCAGGAAAGGACACGCUCUCCACUCCCUGACUCCCAUCCCCAGGACCGGGCAGUGCUGCAUGUGGCCCUGCGGAACCGCUCGAAUACACCCAUUCUGGUGGACGGCAAGGAUGUGAUGCCGGAAGUCAACAGGGUUCUGGACAAGAUGAAGGCUUUCUGCCAGCGUGUCCGCAGUGGGGACUGGAAAGGUUACACCGGCAAGACCAUCACGGAUGUCAUCAACAUCGGCAUUGGUGGCUCUGACCUGGGGCCCCUCAUGGUGACGGAAGCCCUGAAGCCCUACUCUGCAGGAGGUCCCCGCGUCUGGUUUGUCUCCAACAUCGAUGGCACCCACAUUGCCAAAACCCUGGCCUCCCUGAACCCCGAGUCCUCCCUGUUUAUCAUUGCCUCCAAGACCUUUACCACCCAGGAGACCAUCACCAACGCAGAGACAGCCAAAGACUGGUUCCUCACGUCAGCCAAGGAUCCUGCUGCAGUUGCGAAGCACUUUGUGGCCCUGUCUACCAACACAGCCAAAGUGAAAGAGUUUGGAAUUGACCCUCAAAACAUGUUCGAGUUCUGGGAUUGGGUGGGAGGACGUUACUCACUGUGGUCCGCCAUCGGCCUCUCCAUCGCCCUGCAUGUGGGUUUUGACAACUUCGAGCAGCUGCUUUCUGGGGCUCACUGGAUGGACCAGCACUUCCGCACGACGCCUCUAGAGAAGAAUGCCCCCGUCCUGCUGGCCCUGCUUGGGAUCUGGUACAUCAACUGCUUCGGGUGUGAGACCCAGGCCAUGCUGCCCUAUGACCAGUACAUGCACCGCUUUGCCGCCUACUUCCAGCAGGGUGACAUGGAGUCCAAUGGAAAGUAUAUCACCAAGUCCGGUGCCCGUGUGGACCAUCAGACAGGCCCUAUUUUGUGGGGGGAGCCAGGGACCAACGGCCAGCAUGCUUUCUACCAGCUCAUCCACCAAGGCACCAAGAUGAUACCAUGUGACUUCCUCAUCCCAGUCCAGACCCAGAACCCCAUCCGGCAGGGUCUGCACCACAAGAUCUUGCUGGCCAACUUCUUAGCCCAGACCGAGGCCUUGAUGAAGGGGAAGUCGACAGAGGAGGCCCGCAAGGAACUACAGGCUGCCGGCAAGAGUCCGGAGGACCUCGCGAAGCUGCUGCCCCACAAGGUCUUCGAAGGAAACCGCCCAACUAACUCCAUUGUGUUCACUAAGCUCACACCGUUCAUUCUUGGAGCCCUGAUUGCCAUGUAUGAGCACAAGAUCUUUGUUCAGGGUGUCAUCUGGGACAUCAACAGUUUCGACCAGUGGGGAGUGGAGCUAGGGAAGCAGCUGGCUAAGAAAAUCGAGCCUGAGCUGGACGGCAGCAGCCCUGUGACCUCCCAUGACUCCUCCACCAACGGGCUCAUCAGCUUCAUCAAGCAGCAGCGUGAGGCCAAAAUCUAAUAAACUCGUGUCUGGUUGCAGUCCCCCUGCCUUGUGACUGGUCCCUGUCCCACCUCACUGGAGUCUGCACUGCAUGGUCCUGGCCCUCCCCUGCCCAGAGCACCCUAGAGAGGCUGUGGGUGAAUUCAGACCACAACCCCUGGAUUUGGUGUGGGUAGGAGCACAAUCAAAGCCAGUCUGGAAUCAUCACUGCCACCCCUCCGACGUCCACUGUUUGACAGUUGGCUCAAGUGUCUUGGUGCAGCUGACUGGUCUCUACUCACAUCUCAGAAAAAUAAAGAUGUCACAAAGGA
Molecule: messenger RNA, 2012 nt
Organism: Ochotona princeps (American pika)
Lineage: Eukaryota; Metazoa; Chordata; Mammalia; Lagomorpha; Ochotonidae
Gene: GPI
Product: glucose-6-phosphate isomerase
Exons: 16
Coding region: 1-1719 (572 amino acids)
Biological process (GO): glycolytic process; gluconeogenesis; glucose 6-phosphate metabolic process
Cellular component (GO): cytosol
Molecular function (GO): monosaccharide binding; glucose-6-phosphate isomerase activity; carbohydrate derivative binding
Source: RefSeq, a predicted model, not a curated record